AUGAAAAAAAUCGGCACGCACAGCGGAGUUUUUCACUGUGAUGAAGCCCUAGCUUGUUACAUGCUCAAACAACUACCAGAAUAUCGCGACGCGGAAAUCGUGAGGAGCAGAGACUUGUCUAUUUUGGACACUUGUGAUGUCGUCGUCGACGUCGGCGCCGUUUACAAUCACAAAACGCACCGAUAUGAUCACCACCAAAGAGGUUUCGAGCACACUUUAUCCACAGUUCGGCCAGACGUUUCUAAAAAAAGCUCAAUCAAGUUAAGUUCGGCCGGACUAGUGUAUGCCCAUUUUGGGACUGACGUUAUCAGGGAGAUUUUGCAACAAAAUGACUAUCCAAUUCCUGCCAAUUGUUUGGAAAAUAUCUUUUUAUAUAUUUACGAAGGGUUCGUGGAAGAGCUGGACGCCAUCGAUAACGGGGUGCCGAUGUAUGGCGAAGGCAAACCUAGAUACCGAAUUAAUACCAACUUAAGCGCUCGAAUUCAUAGACUGAAUCCAGAGUGGAACGCGCCUGAACCUGAAUCCCUCGACGAACUAUUCACGAAAGCCAUGAACUUGGCUGGAACCGAGUUCAAAGAACGUGUCAUCGAGGCGGCAACGAUCUGGUGGCCGGCGCGCCAAAUCGUCCGCAGCUCCAUCGAAAACCGCACGAAAGUGCACGAGUCGGGCGAAAUAAUGAUCCUGCAGGAGCGUUGUCCCUGGAAGGAGCACCUCAUGGCCCUGGAGGAGGAAAUGGGGAUCCAGGAUCAGCUAAAGUUCGUCAUUUUUCACGACAAGAGCGACUCCUGGCGGGUCCAGGGGAUUCCGAUCCAACCCGACAGUUUCGUGUGCAGGGUGUUCCUGCACAAGGACUGGCGAGGGGUGCGGGACGACCAGCUGACGGGGAUCGCGGGAAUCGAGGGGUGCAUUUUUUGCCACGCCACUGGUUUUAUAGGGGGUAAUAAGACCAAAGAGGGUGCGCUGCAGAUGGCGCUGAAGAGCUUGAAGGCGGCGCCCGCCGAUAGGGAGUAG
This is a messenger RNA of Zophobas morio, 1011 nucleotides long. Its product is annotated as MYG1 protein. The transcript has 5 exons. The record is from RefSeq and is a predicted model, not a curated record. Lineage: Eukaryota; Metazoa; Arthropoda; Insecta; Coleoptera; Tenebrionidae. The coding region runs from base 1 to 1011 and encodes 336 amino acids. Gene Ontology annotation, cellular component: nucleus; cytoplasm.